CGUGUUAUCUAAUCCACACUUGGACUUUGCAUUGCAUGAGAUUUGGCUUCGUCAUUGCCCGAGGGUGACGCACUUUUGUUUCGACUUUAAAAUGCAAGGUCGAAAGGAUUUUGCAAAUUUUCAUGUGCAUUAUGUACGAAUUUGCAGAGAAUCGACGAAUAUUAUACCGUUAGAUAGACGAAGCUUGACAUUAAAACCAACAGAAAUUUUGAUUUAAACAAAUAAUUCUAUUGAUGAUAUAGGAAAUUUGCAUCGACAACCUCCGUAUCCGAGACUUCGUAAAUUUCUGCAAGCAAAAUGUUACCCGUCGGAGCCCGCAAGUUCUUGCUAGGUCUGCCGGACCUGCUCUUCAUCGUGACAGGCGUGGUGGUGAUCAUCCUAAGUCACCUGGGACUCCUUCCUAAAGGCCACACAUCCAUCCUGUGUGAUGACCCAGACAUCCGACGCAUACUUACUACAGAGACCGUCUCUGUGGCGGCUCUGCUGCUCAUGGCCACAGCUGGACCUUUUGUUAACAUAUUUUUUCUGGAAUGGGCGCUGCCUGGCAAGUCUGGACGCAGUGCGAGGCACGCGAGCAGUUUGUCGUGGCGUCUGUUGAAGGAUUGUUUCAGUGGUCAGUUGUUGGCUCUGCUCAUCGUCGAGUUCUUCAAGAUGACCGUCAGUGAAGCGAGACCUCACUUCAUGCAGACGUGUCGGCCUGACCUGUCCGACCAACUCUGUAGUAUGGGGUACGUGGAGGUGACCUGGCGCAACUGUACCAACCCGCUGGGUCUGGACAAGCCUCAUCUGCUGGACUCGAUGAAGUCCUUCCCCUCGGGACACGCCGCGCUGGGCGCCUUCAUCGCCACCUACAUGACCUGGUACCUGAUGACGCGGCUACGGGUGCAGUGGUCCCAGCUGCUGGGGGUGGUGUUAGCACUGCUGUGGGGGGCGUGGGGGGCGCUGUGUGGGGUGUCCCGCAUCUGGGACAACAAACACCACUGGUGGGACGUGGCUAUCGGGGCCGCCCUCGGGACCUGCAUCGCUGCGCUCACUAUCAAAUGGCUGAGCUCGAAGCAUUUGGCCGAGAGUCGCAGGCAGUCUACGCACCCAACGACCUCCUCCUCUCUCCCGCCGGCCUGACAUUCCUGCUCUACGUUCAAUAGUCUAUAAUGAAAAAUCUUGUACAGUUUUUAGCACAUUUUUCCAUUUAUGGGAAAAAUGCACUAUUGUGCUC
Hyalella azteca is the source of this 1216-nucleotide messenger RNA. Its product is annotated as phospholipid phosphatase 1. Gene Ontology annotation, molecular function: phosphatidate phosphatase activity. The record is from RefSeq and is a predicted model, not a curated record. The transcript has 6 exons. Gene Ontology annotation, biological process: signal transduction; phospholipid dephosphorylation; phospholipid metabolic process. The coding region runs from base 298 to 1122 and encodes 274 amino acids. Lineage: Eukaryota; Metazoa; Arthropoda; Malacostraca; Amphipoda; Hyalellidae.